AUGAAGGUCAGCACGACGCUCCUGGUCGCGGCGCUGGCUGUCGCUGCUGUCGUCUCGGCCGACACGGACGUGUCCGUUUGCAGAGAUGCUACUUACACGCUCGCAGAUUCGCGCGGUGCCAUUUGCUCCGGCGCAGGCGACGCCCCCGCAGGCACUGCCUGCCCGCUCAAGGGCGACGUUGCCACGGCUGACUGCCACUCGUACCUGCCAUCAUAUGACGGAUCUCAGUGUGUAGCACAGGAAAACGCCGAAUGCAGUAUCGUGAACGGCAACACGUGGGGCUGUGUGUUCCCGUCUGUGGGCUGCGCUGGCAGCAGCUCGUCGAACGCGACGACUCCAUGCCCCGUCACGAGCCUGCCGGACACCAACGCGACGACCCCGUGCCCAGUGACUUCACUUCCUGAUACAGAGACCACGACACCGUGCCCCGUGACUUCACUGCCGGACACGCCUUGCCCCAAACAACGCCGUGCCCAGUGA
This is a messenger RNA of Phytophthora nicotianae INRA-310, 480 nucleotides long. RefSeq lists its product as hypothetical. The record is from RefSeq and is a predicted model, not a curated record. The transcript has 2 exons. NCBI's taxonomy places the organism in Eukaryota, Oomycota, Peronosporomycetes, Peronosporales, Peronosporaceae. The coding region runs from base 1 to 480 and encodes 159 amino acids.